Molecule: messenger RNA, 2074 nt
Organism: Oppiella nova
Lineage: Eukaryota; Metazoa; Arthropoda; Arachnida; Sarcoptiformes; Oppiidae
Source: the annotation of a GenBank genome assembly
AAAGUAUAAAGUAANGUAUAUAAACUCAAACACAGACUCACAGAAAGUCAGUCAAGUUUUCUAAUUGUAAUCCAAAAUACAAUUACAACAAACUUACAGCAAAAAUGCAAGUGCCGCUCGUCGUAGCGCUAAUUGCCUGCGCCAUUAGCCAGGCAUUGGGCGCCGGGGUCUACACCCAGCGCUUUCUGGAUCAGUACAGCAAAAUACACAACGCAUCCAAUGGCUACUUCUCAAAGGAGGGCAUUCCCUACCACUCGGUCGAGACCCUGAUGGUGGAGGCGCCUGACCAUGGUCAUGAGACCACGUCCGAGGCCUACAGCUACUACAUAUGGCUGGAGGCAAUGCACGGGGCACUGACCAAGGACUUUUCAUCGUUCAACACGGCGUGGGAGACGAUGGAGAAGUACAUCAUACCGGGCCACCAGGAUCAGGCUACCAACAGUUUCUACCAUGCUGACAAACCGGCCACGUUUGCCGCCGAGCAGGACCUGCCCUCCCAAUACCCGUCGCCCAUGGAAUCGGGUGUACCGGUAGGUCACGACCCCAUCGCCGAUGAGUUGAAGUCGUCGUACGGCUCGCCCGACAUCUAUGGCAUGCAUUGGCUUCAGGACGUGGACAACAUCUAUGGGUUCGGUAACGCGCCGGGAGUUUGCGAGGGCGGACCGGGCACUGCCGGCCCCUCUAUGAUCAACACCUUCCAGAGGGGGCCCCAGGAGUCGGUGUGGCGUACGAUACCUCAGCCCACAUGCGAUUCGUUCAAAUACGGCGGCAAAAACGGCUUUCUCGACCUCUAUGUCGGGGACAGUAAUUACGCCAAACAGUGGAAGUUUACGGCCGCUCCGGACGCCGACGCCCGAGCCAUUCAGGGCGCCUAUUGGGCGGGACAGUGGGCUAAGGCGGCGGGAAAGGAGGCCGAGGUGUCGGCCACACUGGCAAAGGCCGGCAAACUCGGGGAUUACCUCCGAUACGCCCUCUUUGACAAGUACUUCAAAAAGAUCGGCCAAUGUUUCAACCGAAACACGUGUCCGGGCGGCACCGGUAAGGACUCGGCCCACUACCUGCUGUCGUGGUACUACUCCUGGGGGGGCGCCACCGACACGUCCGGGGGCUGGGCCUGGCGUAUAGGAGACGGGUCGGCCCACUUUGGCUACCAGAACCCGUUGGCCGCCUACGCCUUGGCCAACGACCCGGCGCUCAAACCCAAGAGCCCGACGGCCGCCGACGACUGGACUAAAUCACUGGAACGACAGCUCGAGUUCUACGCCUACCUCCAGACCCAAGAGGGGGCCUUUGCUGGCGGCGCGACCAACACGUGGAACGGCCGCUACGACAGCCCGCCCGCCAACCUCACGGCCAACACCUUCUACGGUAUGGUCUACGACUGGGAACCGGUAUAUCACGACCCGCCGUCCAACCAAUGGUAUGGUAUGCAGGCCUGGAGUACCGACCGGUUGGCGCAGUACUACUACGUGACGGGCGAUGCCAAGGCUAAGGCCCUGUUGGACAAGUGGGUGGCCUGGGUGUUGGCCAACACCAAGUUUGAUGGCGACAAAUAUGAGUUGCCGUCGAGUCUCGAGUGGAAAGGCAUUCCCGCCUCGUAUUCCGGGGGCGCCCCUCACGUCAACCCCGACCUACACGUGACGAUCACUGAGUCGAGCGCCGACGUGGGGAUCGCCGCCUCCACCGCCCGGACCCUCGCCUACUACGCGGCCAAAGCCAACCACACGGAGGCCAAGACGGCGGCUAAGAAACUGCUGGACGGCAUGUGGACGCUCUACCAGACCGGCAAAGGGGUGGCCGGAAAGGAGGUGCGCAAAGACUACAACAGGUUCGCCGAGAAGGUGUAUGUGCCGUCCGGUUGGACCGGAAAGUACCCCAACGGCGAUACCAUCGACUCGACGGCCACUUUCAUAACGUUGCGCUCCUUUUACAAGAAGGACAAGGAUUGGGCUAAAGUGGAGGCCUAUCUCAAUGGGGGGCCGGCGCCCGAGUUCACGUACCAUAGGUUCUGGCAACAGGCAGACGUGGCACUCGCUCAGGGAGCUUAUGGGCUACUGUUCAACGAAUAGACUAC